Tripterygium wilfordii is the source of this 906-nucleotide messenger RNA. Its product is annotated as amorpha-4,11-diene 12-monooxygenase-like. Gene Ontology annotation, molecular function: heme binding; monooxygenase activity; iron ion binding. The coding region runs from base 1 to 906 and encodes 301 amino acids. The record is from RefSeq and is a predicted model, not a curated record. Lineage: Eukaryota; Viridiplantae; Streptophyta; Magnoliopsida; Celastrales; Celastraceae. The transcript has 3 exons.
AUGGAUAUUCCCAACUAUCCACCCGCGAAGAAAUCUAGAAUUGAUGAAGGUUCUACUUCUAAAGAGAACGAAGACGGAAAUGAUCCCAGGUUCAACCUCUCCCCUAUAAGGGAAGAAGUAUACGAAGACGAUCUCCAGAAAACCAUUGAAUCCCUACAAGAAGCUCUGAUGGAAACCAAAAAAAGACUUAAGAAAGCAACCGACAGAGUUCAAGACUACAGAAGACAACUUAUGGUCUCAAAGAAAGAGGAGACUUUCCUUCUUCCUCCCAAAAAUCUCUCAACACUUAGUAAAAUGAGUUCUUCUAAUUCAACUCCUGCGAAACGAGCAUUGGAUGAGAAAGAGAAUCUCAUUCCUUCAAAGAGGGCAAGGAAUGGAGAUCCAUCGUCUUCAAAGGCGGGGACCAAAGAGCAUACCAAAGAGCAAGGUUCCACAUCUCGAAUCAACGAUGAACCAGGCGAUUCAAUCGUUGAAAUAUUUGUAGUGUCUGAAGAGUUGUAUGAGGAAAACCCUCAAAAUUCCAUCGAAGGCUUAAAAGGAUUCCUGGAGGAGGCCGAAAGAAAUCUGCAAAAUGAGUACGAACGAAACCAAUCUUAUACAGACGUGCUUAGAGCAGCCAAAGAUGCGUUGAGUAGAGUUCGUGAUAAUGCUUGGGGCCAUUCUCGCAAUCAGAAUGUUUAUCGAUUACAAGAAUACCUGUUAGAUCUUGCAGCCCAUGACAUGCUGGUAGUAGGAAUGGACACCUCGGAUACCGCCGUUGAGUGGACAAUGUCAGAACUUAUAAGGCACCCAAGAGCAAUGAAGAAACUACAAAAGGAGUUGGAAGAAGUUGUGGGCAUGAACAGAAUGGCUGAAGAAUCAGAUUUGGAUAAAUUGAACUACUUAGACAUGGUAGUGAAGGAGUAA